AUGACCGUACUUGGUUUGAUCCUUCGAUCCUUUCUCCUGACUCAAUUCUGCGAUAUGUGGACAUCCAUAUCGAGAGCCUUGACGCUUGGCGGGCUACUAUCCGGUGCUGUGGCCAGCUAUGGGGAUACAAUCAAGCCAAAGGUCUUUAUCAUAUCGAUGUUCGACCCCGAAGCAGAAAUCUGGUAUGGCAUUCCAGAGUUCGACCUCCUAGCAAACAACAUCACAGUCCCCGGCUUCAGCCCUCUCUUCCCAGAAGCCCAUUGCACAUCCAACGGAGAGAUCUGCCAACUCACAACCGGCGAGAGCGAAAUCAACGCGGCAACAACAAUCUCCUCCCUAGUCCGAUCCCCUCACUUCGAUCUCACAACAACCUACUUCAUGAUCGCCGGAAUCGGCGGUGUCAACCCCAAAGUAGCCACAAUCUGCUCCGUGACAUUCGCCCGAUAUGCCGUACAAGUAGCUCUGCAACGAGAAUUCGACAUGCGGGAUAUCCCAUCCAACUACACCACAGGCUACAUUCCCUUGGGAGCAAAAGCUCCCGAUGAGUAUCCAACUUCAAUCUACGGAACAGAAGUCUAUGAAUUGAAUCAAGAUCUUCAACAUCUUGCCGCGAAAUUCGCGAGGAGAGCUACGCUUAAUGAUAGCGAUACGGCUAUAGCUUACAGAUCGCAAUAUGCCUCUUCCCCAGCCUACGCUCCUGGUGCUGCUCCUCCUAAAGUCGUGGAAUGUGAUGUCGCGACUUCGGAUGUCUAUUACAGCGGCGACCUCCUCUCGGAAGCUUUCGGGAAUUUCACGAGACUUAUCACGAAUGGGACGGGAAACUAUUGUACUACUGCACAAGAAGAUAAUGCUUCUCUAGAAGCUUUCCUUCGAGCUGCAGUUGAUAAGCUGGUGGAUUUCUCGAGGAUUAUGAUUAUGAGGACUGCUUCUGAUUUCGAUCGACCUCCGAUGGGACAAGCGGCCACUACGAAUUUGCUGUAUGUGGAUCAGGGGGCUUUUAAACCCGCUGUGGAAAAUAUUUAUUUGGCUGGGAGGGAGAUUAUUGGGGAGAUCCUUGGGGGGUGGAAUGAGACUUUUGCUAAAGGGAUCAAAGCUACGAAUUAUAUUGGGAAUAUCUUUGGGACGCUGGGCGGGACGCCGGAUUUUGGACCUUAUACUUAUGAUAAUACUCCGGAUUUCAAGCGCAGUGUCAAGCGAAGUACACGAGGUAGAAGAGGCUCUGUCGUUGUCGGGCACAGCUGA
Molecule: messenger RNA, 1242 nt
Organism: Ramularia collo-cygni
Lineage: Eukaryota; Fungi; Ascomycota; Dothideomycetes; Mycosphaerellales; Mycosphaerellaceae
Product: related to purine nucleoside permease
Exons: 4
Coding region: 1-1242 (413 amino acids)
Biological process (GO): transmembrane transport
Cellular component (GO): endoplasmic reticulum
Source: RefSeq, a predicted model, not a curated record